This is a messenger RNA of Phytophthora sojae, 351 nucleotides long. RefSeq lists its product as hypothetical. The transcript has a single exon. Lineage: Eukaryota; Oomycota; Peronosporomycetes; Peronosporales; Peronosporaceae. The record is from RefSeq and is a predicted model, not a curated record. The annotation marks the transcript as partial.
AUGCUUCGCGCGCCCCGCACUCGCCCAUCCUUCUCUAACGCGCAGGUCUCGGCGUACUUCUUCACGCCGUGCAGUGAUGAGUACGGCGAGUCUGUACCCGACUACUACCGCUGCCGAUGCGGUACCGUGCGGAAUCAGACGAGGCACAACGGGUUUAUUAACCUGAUGCAGCACGUCCGCCGAGAGCACCCGGGCUUCGAAGCCAAGAUGCGGGCUGCAACAACAGCUGAGACCGGCUCACUGAUUCCCUACGCUCGACGUACGUCGGUGAACCGCUUCGGCUGGCUGGAGUGGGUCGUCAAGGUUAACCUGCCCCUAGUCUUUUGCGAGAACCCACUCACAGGAAGGUAC